This is a messenger RNA of Mucor velutinosus, 1641 nucleotides long. RefSeq names its product 26S proteasome non-ATPase regulatory subunit (gene RPN3). Gene Ontology annotation, biological process: ubiquitin-dependent endocytosis. Gene Ontology annotation, cellular component: cytosol; cytoplasm; plasma membrane. Gene Ontology annotation, molecular function: ubiquitin protein ligase binding; protein-macromolecule adaptor activity. Lineage: Eukaryota; Fungi; Mucoromycota; Mucoromycetes; Mucorales; Mucoraceae. Bases 1 to 1641 code for a protein of 546 amino acids. The transcript has a single exon. The record is from RefSeq and is a predicted model, not a curated record.
AUGCCGCAUUUGAAAGCAUCGAACAAAGAGGAUGCAACAAUUAUCUUAGGAUUGGACCCUUCAUUUACUGGCGUAUUGAGAGGUGUCGCUCAUGAUGUGUCGGAAGGUUGCACAGUCAAGGGAAACUGCAUUGUCAAAGUCAACAAACCCAUCAAAGUGAGAAGAUUCAUUGUUUGGAUGGAAGGAAGAAUCAAGGUGACCCUCAAAGGCACAGGGUACAGUGUCUCCAAUACGGAAGGAACAGAAAGCAGAACACUCUACUCGAAGGAUCAUCAUUUUCUCGGCGAUGAUGGCCAAACCCAUGUGCUGACACCUGGGCAGUACAUUUACCCUUUCAGCUUUGAUCUGCCUGCCAGUCUCCCUGCAAGCUUCCGUGGUAAAAGAGGCUAUGUGCGCUAUCGAUUGCAAGCUGCCAUUUACCGUCCCAUGUUUGCCAGCGAUAUCCAAGUAUCAAGAGAUAUACCUAUCAAGCGCUGUUUGCUGAACGAUCAAACACCAAUGGCUGAAUUGCGUGAAACUUAUGAAGGCAGACAUCACACUAACAAAUUGCAUUAUACCGCUACUGCUCCCAGCAUCUCUUAUCGUGAAGGCGGCCUUAUUCGUCUCAACCUGACCAUGCAGCUUAUCAGACCAGAGACACAGUCGAUCAGAACAGUAACAUGUGCAUUACGAGAGCGUAUACAGUACCGCACGACAGAUGGCCAUGCCAACACCAUUCUCAGUAAAACCGACAAUCUUUUUCCUCUUGGUUACAGCACUUUCUAUCCCAACCAGUCGCCUGACUAUGACCCCAAGGUGAAGGCAGACUAUAAUGCUCUGUUUCGUCUGUGUCCACGGGUGAAUGCUGAUCUGAAUAGCCGUUUGAUGAAGGUGACACAUGCUUUGGUGGUGAAUAUCAUGGUGGAGGACACAUCUGAGGAACCUGACGAUGAAUCAGCGUAUGACACGGAAGCAACUGAAUCGGAAUGGGCAUCAGAGGAUGACCGUGCAGGAGGACAAAGCUCGGAUGUGAAGCAUGCCAUGGAGAGUCCAUCCAGUACACCACCAACAUCUACACCCAAUUCACCUUCCAGUCGACCUGCACUCAGUCGUUCUUCCUCUACAUCAUCAUUGGCUUCCAUCUUCUCCAUCGGUCGAUCUCAUGGUAACAGCAUUGAGGAACUCGCUGCCAAUGGUAGCAUGACAUCUAUUCCCACCAUCAAGAGCUCACGUCGCAGCAAAUCACACAGCAAGCAUCACAAAGACCCCCAUGGACCUCGCUUGACACUAUGUACACUUGAAGUGCCUCUGGUUGUUACAUCCCGAGAGCAUACAUGGACUGAGAAGCCUGCUCCUCCUCCAUCCUAUGACACCGUGGAAGAACCUCCUAGUUACAACACAUCGCUUGAAAGCUUACCUCGCACACCUGAUUAUAACGGUCCUGCUUCUUCAAGAGAAUUGAGGUCUAGGCCUACAACACCCUUAACAGAGGAGCCGCCUGUCGAACCUGCCACACCGCCUCCUGAACCCGUUGAUGAGGAAGAAAUCGAGCACCAUACAGAGCAACAUGAGAAUCAUCGACUCUCCAUGGUGGGUGGUUUAUCCUCAGCUGCUACGCACGCCGCCGCCAAGAUGUUUGCAAAGGCUGGUUUAACGCAUUAG